UGUUUCGGAGGCGGCGCUCGGAACGCUACCAGGAGGGCGACGCGGCGGCAGCAGCCAUGGGCGCUGCGCCUCCGGGGGCGCGGAGGGGGCUCGAGAAACGGCCGGGCGGGGCUGAAGAGACCGUCGCGGGGACUGGCCCUUAACGCUGAGCUGCGGUGGGGUCCCUCCAAGAGCUGCGAGCGCCGGUGAGCGCGAGCGCGGCGUAUCGGAGGAGCCGGGCAGCCGCCGGCCACUGCAAGGGGGCCUGCCUGACGGCUGGGCGGAUCCAUAGGGCUGUGUGGGCACCUCUGGGUGUGGGGUGACCCCGCCUGGUACGUUUCGGAGGCCGAGGCGCGUCCGCAGGGGCCCACGCACAUCCCCAGGGGCGCACCGCCGGGGCCCGGCGCCGCCUCGGCCAGCCCCGGGGCGCCCCUGAAUGGCUAAGCUGCCCCUUCGCCGGCCGCCCGGGCGCCGCAGCGGCUGAACUCGCUGGGAUCGCCUGGCUGCCGCCGCCCUCGCCGCCCCCUGCAUGCCCGGUGCCCGAGUCGCGGCCCACCUGGACUCGCUGGGCCCCCUGGUCCCCUCCGUGCCGCCGCCGCUGCUGCCCUCUAUGUUCUACGUGGGCCUGUUCUUCGUCAAUGUGCUGAUCUUAUACUACGCCUUCCUCAUGGAGUACAUCGUCCUCAACGUGGGCCUCGUCUUCCUGCCCGAGGACAUGGACCAGGCUCUCGUGGACCUCGGCGUGCUCUCCGACCCCGGCUCGGGCCUCUACGAUGCCGACUCGGAGCUCGACGUCUUCGAUGGUUACUUGGAGUAGGCUUGGCUGCCAUCUCCCGCUCCCUCAACGACCCGCAACCCUCGGCCCGGACCAACGCCCAGAUCAUGCCACCGCUGCUGGUUGAGGGCACCGUCUGGCCAGGGAUGGGACCCCCAGGACGAGGCCCUCUCCGGCCUCCGAGGCCUGCCUGCACCCCUCAAAAGCUUCGUGCCAACAGAGAGGUUCCGGUCCUGACCCAGGGCAGUGAUAGAGAGAUUGAGACUGAGCGCCGAGGUCCAGAAGGCACGGGCCCCUGCAGAAGGGGGAAGGAAAGGGCGCCCAGAGACCUCGCCUGCCUGCAGCAUCACGCAAACGGCCUUGCCUUGGCUUCCCACCUUUCGCAACUGCGAUGGAUGUUUACAGGAACCCAGCCAGAGUCUGCCUCCUUGCUCUUCACCCCUGACUGCACCUGCUUCCCCCACUUAAACUUCGGAGAGGACACUUCACACACAGAAGCGUCUCCCAGCUCUAUUUGAUGCCAGCGGAGCGGCAAGGUUUGGCCCGAGGCUGGUCUUAGAUGCAGCAACUGUUUCGGAGGGUGACUCAGAAGGAAAAGAAGAACAUGUUGGGGGCCGAGGGUGGGGUUUGACUCAUUCAAGUUGUUUGCUCUCCAUCAGAUUGCCAGAACUGAUGAUAUAUUGCGCCGGGGGACAGCGCUCUUCCGGCCAGAAAUAUUUUUUUCGAAAAUGUGAGUGGUAUAAAUACUUGACUUCGAUAAACCUGUAAAAGCAAUACUUAGGAGGCUGACUUCUUUCAAUUAAAAAAUGUAUGCAACUCCAA
This is a messenger RNA of Vicugna pacos (alpaca), 1576 nucleotides long. It is a transcript of the gene DEXI, whose product is annotated as Dexi homolog. The record is from RefSeq and is a predicted model, not a curated record. Lineage: Eukaryota; Metazoa; Chordata; Mammalia; Artiodactyla; Camelidae.